AUGAACUCUCUCCUAACCCUGGUGUGUUGUCUGGCGGCCGUGUGUUACUCCGCGCCUCCCAAGGAGCGCAGCAUGCACAGCAGCGACUUGAUAGGCGAAGUCGAGCACGCCAAGAGUUUGGUCAAGAAGAUACUAAGCGAUGUUACUGAAGUACACCACUCAUGCGUUAUUAUGGAGGGCUUCACUCUUGGGCCUUCUGCUGAGAUGAAGAACUUGGACUUCGUCAUGACAUUGUUGGCCAUUCCUUCACCACCCAGGAUGGUUCCGAUCUCAGAAACACACACCUUGAUCUCCUGUGUGUUUUUGGGUUCUGUGUUAGAUCUCCUGUGUGUUUUGGGCAAUGACCAGGCAUUUGUACCCUUCCAGGAAGUGAGCUUGAACCACAUGGCAGAAGGCAUCCAGUUGCAUCAGCAUUUGCUGCAGGAAGUGGAAGGAAAACUUACAUGCUCAGACAGACUGACCCCUUUCCUGGCAGACCUCAGAGACCUGUCUGCCCAUGUCCAUCAGGUGCAGCAGCUGGCAAAGGUCACCCCCACAGAACCACACGGGUCAUCGUCUGACCUCUCCUCUCGUCUCCAUGGUGAUUACCAGGUGCAGGUGGCCAUCCACCUCAUUCUGCAGCAGCUCCAGAGCUUUGGGCAGGACAUGUUCCGCACCCUACGGCACAUCUUGCUCCGAAAUCCACCCUCCACAAUCUGA
Molecule: messenger RNA, 699 nt
Organism: Electrophorus electricus (electric eel)
Lineage: Eukaryota; Metazoa; Chordata; Actinopteri; Gymnotiformes; Gymnotidae
Source: RefSeq, a predicted model, not a curated record